AUGUCUUCGGGCAAAAAAAUUCGAAUAAAACUUCAGGGGGCUUAUCCAUAUCCUCCUGCGGACAAACCUCUAAACACUCUUACAAUUCACGAAAAACUAAUGAAGGUUGGUCGACACAUGCCUUGCUCACAAAAAGUUCCUACUUCGUCGAGUGGCCAAUGCGACUGUGUUGGUUGGAAACCAAACCCAGCGGGUAGUAGUCGUGCGGAUUCGUGCUCUUGUGGUCACCGCCUAAGUUCUCAUGGUGGAAUUCAAGAUGAAGACUUUAACAGGCGCCUUGAUAUAGCCAUGAAAAUUGAUAAAUACCUCAAAGAUAAAAAUAAGCUAUUAGAUUUUGCAUAUGAAGACGAUGAGAGAUUAAAACAAAGUGAAGAAGAAAACGCACCAUCCGUUGAGUAUCCUGAAGGUCUUCCUGAAGAUCUCGAAUUUCGGUGCAUCACCAACGAUAAUACCCGUGAAAACUUGAUUUUGCUCACAAAUCUGAAAAAGGUGUUUGCCACCCAACUACCAAAUAUGCCUAAACAUUACAUCGCACGAUUGACUUAUGAUAAGGCUCAUUAUAGUGUUGUGCUUAUUCGACCAACGAAUACUGGUAAUAAAAUGUCAAAAGUUAUCGGAGGUAUCACGUAUCGUCCAUUUCCCGAGCAGAAAUUUGCAGAAAUUGUGUUUUGCGCUAUCGAUGCACAAGAACAAGUUCGAGGUCAUGGAUCGCGUUUAAUGAAUUAUUUUAAAGACUAUAUAAGAGCUACAUCGGACAUCCAACAUUUUAUGACUUAUGCAGAUGAUUUGGCUGUUGGCUUCUUUAAAAAGAAUGGAUUUACCACCGAAAUCGAUCUAGAUCAGGGAGUUUGGGUGGGAUAUAUUAAAGAUUAUACUGGAGGAACCUUAAUGCAGUGUUCAAUGCUUCCGAGAAUAAAAUAUGUUCACGUGAAAAAAAUUCUCGAAGCUCAACGUCAAGCCAUCAAGAAAAAAUUAGAAGAAAGAUACACCUCAGCAAAAGUUUAUCCUGGUUUGCAACAAUUUAAAGAAGGUGCGCAGCACAUUGAUCCGAUGGAAGUUCCCGGCAUUAAAGAAUCAGGAUGGACCGCACAAAUGGAAGAUCAAGCUAAACAAACCAAGCACUUGCCACAUUAUCCUGUGAUGGUUACCGUACUACAAGCGCUUCGAAAUCACCGGUAUGCAUGGCCGUUCCAAGAACCAGUUAACGCGGAAAUAGUUCCCGACUAUUAUCACAUUAUCAAAAACCCAAUGGAUUUACAAACUCUCAAACAAAACAUGGAGAACGAUAAGUAUCCCACAAUCCAUGAAUUCUCGAAUGAUGCACAACGCAUAUUUGAUAACGCACGUCAAUAUAAUUCACCAUCGACAAUCUAUGUCAAAGCUGCUGAUGAGCUUGAAGAAUUUUUUUGGAAUAAAUUGUAUGAAGAAGGCGUGCGAGAAGGCUCUAUCGACAAGCAAAAAUUAGGAUCGGCUUGCUUCGCACCAAAAAAAGAAUAG
Ambispora leptoticha is the source of this 1497-nucleotide messenger RNA. NCBI's taxonomy places the organism in Eukaryota, Fungi, Glomeromycota, Glomeromycetes, Archaeosporales, Ambisporaceae. The record is from the annotation of a GenBank genome assembly.